Messenger RNA from Malania oleifera, 1334 nucleotides. Its product is annotated as PHD finger protein ING2. The transcript is spliced from 7 exons. Gene Ontology annotation, cellular component: nucleus. The record is from RefSeq and is a predicted model, not a curated record. Lineage: Eukaryota; Viridiplantae; Streptophyta; Magnoliopsida; Santalales; Ximeniaceae. Bases 158 to 931 code for a protein of 257 amino acids.
AAAUAAAUAAACUCAGCUCGGCGGCACGAUCAUGCUGGCCACUAUUGAAGCGACGUCGUUCUGGUCAGUUCCCGCUUGCCCUGUGAAUUCCUUCUUUCUCGAUGAAAUGCGGGAACAAAGAACCUGACUGUAAACCCUAGAGCGCACAACCCUACCAAUGGCAAUUGCACGAACCGGGGUGUUCGUUGACGACUAUUUGGAGUAUUCAAACACUUUGCCAGCAGAGCUCCAGAGGCUUCUCAACACCAUUAGAGAACUGGACGAACGAUCACAAGCCAUGAUAAAUCAGACACGGCAGCAGAUGAAAUACUGCUUGGGAUUUUCUUCUCAGAGUUCAAGGAAAGGGAUUCCUGAAGAUGACGAUGAAGUAUUUGAAAAAAUGCGAAAGGAUAUAGAGGCAAACCAGGAUAAUGCUUUAAGCCUCUGCACUGAAAAAGUUCUACUGGCACGGCAAGCCUAUGAUCUCAUAGAUAGCCAUGUAAAACGGCUUGACGAGGACCUGGCCAACUUCGCAGAAGAUCUAAAGCAAGAGGGAAAAAUAUCACCUGAUGAGCCAGCAAUCCUCCCCCCAAUGCCUAUAAUUCCAAAAAACGAAAAGCGGAAGUCACUUUAUGCAACACCUCAAUCAAGGAGGGUGGACUACAGGGACAGGGAUUGGGAUCGAGAACGUGAUAGGGAUUUUGAGCUCAUGCCUCCACCAGGCAGUCAUAAAAAGGAUUUUGUUGCACCCAUUGAUGCUGAUCAACCUAUUGAUCCAAAUGAACCAACCUACUGCGUCUGUCAUCAGGUGUCUUUUGGAGAUAUGAUUGCUUGUGACAAUGAAAACUGCCAAGGUGGUGAAUGGUUUCAUUACUCCUGUGUUGGGCUUACACCUGAGACUAGAUUCAAAGGAAAGUGGUAUUGUCCAACCUGCAGAUUGCUACCCCAAUGAUUAUAUAUGUACAUCACAUUUGUUGACCUUUUGGCAAAAUCUUGGUGGUUUUGAUAUUUUAUUGGAUUCGCUCGUGGCCUUUUGAGCAUGUUAGGCAGGUGUCCCUUUUUAGGCCUUGAAAAGAAAUGAGUUCUGUUCCGUUCUCGAUAUUCUGGUUUCGAUGGUUUGGUUUUAUGAAAAAAAAGCCAGAGCAGCUAUGAAUUUCAGUUCGAGCAAUGACUGAUAAGUCAGCAAAUUGCUGGUUUCAGCUGUAUAUUUAUUUCCAAAUUAUUUUGUAUUAUACCCAUAUCCAAUUUUCCUAUCCCGACUUUGUAUAUGGGCAUAAAAUGUUUAAUAAUUUGCCCUAUUUUUACAGGCAAAAUAGUCAAAAUGCAUUUUCCAGCCAGCAGUUUGGAUUUGAAUA